Messenger RNA from Loxodonta africana (African savanna elephant), 3367 nucleotides. It is a transcript of the gene IL4R, whose product is annotated as interleukin 4 receptor. The transcript has 11 exons. Gene Ontology annotation, biological process: cytokine-mediated signaling pathway; production of molecular mediator involved in inflammatory response. Bases 255 to 2738 code for a protein of 827 amino acids. The record is from RefSeq and is a predicted model, not a curated record. Gene Ontology annotation, cellular component: external side of plasma membrane; membrane. Lineage: Eukaryota; Metazoa; Chordata; Mammalia; Proboscidea; Elephantidae. Gene Ontology annotation, molecular function: cytokine receptor activity; protein binding.
GCCGGCGGCCGAGAUCCGCGCCCAGGAAAGCCCCGCGCUGCGCUGAGGAAGGUAGGGGCGCUGGGGUCCCCCACUUUUCUUUCGAGGCGCCCGAACGGCGAAUGGACCAGGAUCGCUCAGGACUUAUCAGAACCUUUACAUACAAAUGUGCAUUAUGAACUUCCAGAAGUCUGGGGCAUUCCUCAAACAUAGUGGUCCGUGGGAUUUUCUUCAAGAAGCAUCUCUGGGGACAGCAGGUGCCUUAGGAUCUCCCAAUGGGGUGGCUUUGCUCUGGGCUCAUGUUCCCCAUGGGCUGCCUGAUCCUGAUGUGGGCCGCAGGCUCUGGCAGUGUUAAGGUCCUGUCUGAGCCCACCUGCUUCUCUGACUUCGUCACCACCUCCACCUGUGAGUGGAAGAUGGCGGGUCCCGUCAACUGCAGCACUGAGCUCCUCCUAUCCUACGAGCUGAUGUCCUUCCAGAAGAUUUCUGACACCUUCGAAAGCCGCACAUGUGUCCCUGAGAACAAGGACGGUGCGGUGUGCGUGUGCAGUAUGAUAGUGGAUAUCAUAUACUCCGUGGACGUCUAUACCCUUGAACUGUGGGCUGGGCAGCAGCUGCUGUGGAAAGACAUCUUCCAGCCCUGCCAUCAUGUCAAACCCAGGGCCCCAGAAAACCUCACGGUUCACAAGAAUGCCUCUGACAUGUUGCUGCUGAGGUGGGGCAACCCAUACGCUCCUGCGGAUCUCCUGUACUCGGAGCUCACCUACCUGGUCAACAUCUCAAAUGAAAACGACCCCUCGGAUUUCGUAGUCCAAGAGGUGAUCUAUAAGGAACCCUUCCUUUACCUGCCAGCCAGUUCCCUAAAGUCUGGAGUCUUCUAUAGGGCAUCAGUGAAGGCCCAGUCUCAGGAGUAUAACAGUACCUGGAGUGAGUGGAGCCGCAGCAACACAUGGUACAACUACUAUGAGAAGCCCCUGGUGCAGCGCCUUCCGCUUGGCAUCAGUAUCUCCUGCAUCGUCAUCCUGGCCACCUGUCUGUCCUCCUACUUCAUCAUCAUCAAGAUUAAGAAAGAAUGGUGGGACCAGAUUCCCAACCCAGCCCACAGCCCCCUCAUAGCUAUCAUCAUCCAGGACUCACAGGUGUCACUCUGGGGGAAGCCGUCCCGAGGCCAGAAACCAGUCAAGUGCCCACGCUGGAAGACUUGUCUUACCAAGCUCCUGCCCUGUUUUCUGGAGCAUAACAAGGAAAAGGAUGAGGAUUCCCCCAAGGCUGCCAAACAUGGGCCUUCCCAGGGCCCUGGAAAGUUGGCCCGAUCCCCUGCAGAGCUCAGCAAGGCAGUGCUCUGGCCAGAGAGCAUCAACGUGGUGCGGUGUGUGGAGCUGUUUGAGGCGCAGGUGGAGGGCGAGGAGGAGGAAGUGGAGGAAGAUAAAGGGAGCUCCUGCCCUUCACCAGAGAACAGUGGGGUCAGCUUCCAGGAGGGCAGGGAGGGCAUCGCGGCUCGGAUGACAGAGAGCCUGUUCCUGGACCUCCUCGGGGGCCAGGAUGGGGUCUUCAGCCCACAGGGCUUGGGAGAGUCGUUGCUUUCUCCACUGUCAGGAAGCGGGAAUACUCAGAUGCCCUGGGCGGAGUUCCCAAGUACAGAGCCCAAGGAGGCAGCUCUGCAGGGCGGGGAGCCGGAGUCGACCAGCCUGGCUUUCACAGAGUUGCCUGCUGUCAUGGAAGACAACCCCACGUACCGCAGCCUCAGCACUUUCCUAAGCCAGUCCCCAGGCUCUGGAGAGCUGGACUCAGACCCGCUGCUGGCUGCAUGCCUAGGGGAAGCAGACUCCCAGACCCCCUGUGCCUCCCAGCCCUUGGAGGAGCCCACCUCGCUCCAGCCGGAGCUGGAGACCUGGGAGCAGAUUCUCCGCCGGAGUGUCCUCCAGCAUGGGGCAGUCCCAGCCCCCACCUCAGCCCCUGCCAGUGGGGCAGCCCAAACCCCAGCCUCGGCCACCAUCAGUGGCUAUCGGGAGUUUGUGAGUGCAAUGAAGCAGGGUAGCACCCAGGAUGGCCAGACAGUGGGCCUCAGCUCUCCCGGAGAGUCUGGGUACAAGGCCUUCUCAAGCCUGCUUGCCAACAGUACUGCCUGCCUGGGGAUAUCUGGGGUUGAGGCCAGCAGUGGGGAGGGGGGCUAUAAGCCCUUCCAGAACCUCCUUACCGACUGCCCUGAGGCCUCUGGCCCAGGCCCAGUCCCCCAGUUCACCUUUGGACUGGACAUGGAGCCCCCUCACACCCCACAGGGUUCACUCUUCCCAAGCACUUCCCCAGAGCACCUCAGUCUGGGGCCAGUGCUGAAGGGAGAGGACAGCCAGAAGCCCCUGCUCCCCACAGAGCAGGCCAUGGACCCCCUCAGGGACGACCUGGGCAGUGGCAUUGUCUACUCAGCCCUCACCUGCCACCUGUGUGGCCACCUGAAACAGUGUCACAGCCAGGAGGAGCAUGGCGAGGCCCACGCUGUAGCUGGCCCCUGCUGUGGCUGCUGUUGUGGAGAUAGGUCCUCACCCUUGGUGAGCCCCCUGAGGGCUCCAGACCCCUUGCCAGGUGAGCUUCAGCUAGAGGCCAAUCUCUCUCCAGCAUGCCUGGCUCCCUUGGGUGUCUCAGAGGAGAACAAGUCCUCACUGUCCUUCCAGCCUCUCCUCAGCAAUGCUCAGAGCUCAGACCAGCCUGCCAAAAUGGUGGCCAUGGCCUCCACGGAACCAUCACGCAUGAGGGUGACCUAGGUGUAUGCCAUUGUCAUUGAGGACCCCAGAUGAGGGCUGGAAGGCAGCCAGGCUGGCAGAUUUCUGGAAGACUCAGAGAACUCUGGUAUGAAGUUGCCCCGACAUGGAGACUAUGGAGACUAUACCCUCACCCAACAUGAGCCUGGGCUUGCCACAAGGCCCCGCAGCCACCCCCCCGCAGUGGAGGGCACCAGGCAGCUGGACCCCACAGCGGGCAACUACAGGGCUUAACUUCCCUCAUGAGGCCCCUAGGUACCGUGACUUGUGAGCGAACCACUGAGGCCUUCCUUGGCUUCCCCAGCUGUGGGCCUUUGACCUGCCCACUCAACACGCUCCAUACAUGGCUCCACUCUGUCUCCAUGUCUCACUCUGUCCUGGGAUUUGCUGCCACAUCUCACUGCAUUGGAAGCGGAGUCUAGAAAUUAACAAAGCCAAACAAGGAGACGUUGGGAAAUAGAUGGGAAAUUGAGGUCCAGGAAGGGUGAUCACUGCCCAGAGGUGACCAUUCAUUCAACAGAGCUUCACUGGGUGGACGCUGGAGACAGAAUCCCGGCUCUCGGAGCGAUGCUCAGUCAAGUGGAGGCAACAGAAAACCCCGUUGCGUUUGAGUCGAUUCUAACUCAUAUCAA